This is a messenger RNA of Salvia miltiorrhiza (redroot sage), 837 nucleotides long. RefSeq lists its product as uncharacterized. The record is from RefSeq and is a predicted model, not a curated record. Bases 1 to 837 code for a protein of 278 amino acids. Gene Ontology annotation, molecular function: nucleic acid binding; zinc ion binding. The transcript has a single exon. Lineage: Eukaryota; Viridiplantae; Streptophyta; Magnoliopsida; Lamiales; Lamiaceae.
AUGAACUGGAAGAAGGAAAACAAAGGAGCAACACUGAAGAAUUUAUUUUGGAAGGCUGUGAGAUCAACUAUGGUGCCGCAGUACAGCAAGGUCUUUGAAGAGAUGAAGAGUGAAAGUAUUGGAGCUUAUCAAGAUUUCAUUGGGAGGGAGGUGGCUAAAUUCUGUAAGCCUUUCUUGUCAUGCAUUCCUAAGUCUGAUAUGGUAGAUAAUAAUAUAAGUGAAACGUUCAACGGAUGGAUACUUAGUGCUAGAGGUAGACAUUUGAUACAUAUGAUGGAAGAGAUUAGGACAUCACUGAUGGUAAGACAAGUGAAGAAACUACAUAAUAUGGCUGAGUAUACUGAUAGGAUUUGCCCUAUGAUAAACAAAAAGCUUGAGACACUAAAGUAUGAGGCUAGAAAUAUGAACCCCCUACCUGCACUUCAUGAUAAAUUCGAAGUUGAUGAUUCUGGGGAGAAGUAUGUGGUGAACAUACCUGAAAAGAUAUGUUCAUGUAGGAUGUGGGAGCUCACGGGUAUACAAUGUAAGCAUGUUGUUUGUGCUAUUAGGUAUUUGAAAGAGGAACCAUCAACCUAUGUCUGUGAUUACUACACAGUUGAUAGGUAUUUGCAGGCAUAUAAAUAUGCUUUGGAGCCUCUAAAUGGGGAGAUGUUGUGGCCACAGUGUGAGGGUGACAAAAUAAAGCCCCCUCUUGUGAAAAAUAUGCCCGGGAGACCCAAGAAGAAUAGGGUUAGGGAUCCUCUUGAAGUUGAUCCAAAAAACAGACUGAAAAGGAAAGGGCUUGUGAUGACUUGUGGGAAUUGUGGUGAAAAGGGCCAUAACAAUAGGAAGUGCUAG